AUGAAAGAAACAUUAGAAAGUGCAGUAACUUUUCUGGAUCAUGAAGGUGACUGUGGGGGUUGUUGUCUGUGCCAUACACAAUUUGAUGUCAGUAUCUCUUCAGACUCUGAUGAUGAUGGUGGCCACAGCAUUAGUGGUACUGUGGUUUGGUUCUUUCCUGUACAUUUGGAUGCCUGCCUUGUGCAAAUGUUUGGUAUUUACUUUGCUAGUGCCAUGGAAUCAACACUGCUCGUAUUAAUGGCUUAUGAUCGUUACAUUGCUGUGUGUAAACCUUUACGAUAUGCAUCAAUAGUGACAACUGAAUUUGUAUUUAAAGGAAGCUUACUUGCUGCAGUAAGGAGUCUUUGUAUUGUGCUGCCUAUAGCAAUACUUGCUAGGACAUUACCGUACAAUACUACGACAAUUGUUUAUAAUGUUUAUUGUGAGCACCUUGCUGUCAUCAAUGUAGCAUGUGCUCAUAAUGUCAUGAGUGAUAUCUACUUUUUCGUUUUAAUUGUUCUAGCAGGAUUGCCUGAUACAACAUUAAUUGGACUGUCUUAUUACAUGAUUAUCAGAACUGCAUUAAAACUGAAAUCAAGGGAAGCUCAAAGAAAGUUACUUAGCACAUGCAGCUCUCAUGCCUUUGUGAUUGCAACUUUUUAUCUUUUAGGGAUGCUUUCUUUUUUAUUACUUUUUGUUGAAGAUAAGAUGCCUGCAUAUAUCCGUGUUCUGUUUUCUUUUUUGUUUAUUUGUCUUCCUCCAACAUUGAAUCCUCUGAUAUAUGGUAUCAAAACAAAAGAAAUUCGGAGAGCAAUAAUUAAAACAUUUAAUACAUUUGUAAAAUAUUUGUAG
Molecule: messenger RNA, 831 nt
Organism: Protopterus annectens (West African lungfish)
Lineage: Eukaryota; Metazoa; Chordata; Ceratodontiformes; Protopteridae
Product: olfactory receptor 52N2-like
Exons: 3
Coding region: 1-831 (276 amino acids)
Biological process (GO): G protein-coupled receptor signaling pathway
Cellular component (GO): membrane
Molecular function (GO): G protein-coupled receptor activity; olfactory receptor activity
Source: RefSeq, a predicted model, not a curated record